This is a messenger RNA of Colias croceus (clouded yellow), 1111 nucleotides long. Its product is annotated as ATP synthase mitochondrial F1 complex assembly factor 1. The record is from RefSeq and is a predicted model, not a curated record. The transcript is spliced from 4 exons. Lineage: Eukaryota; Metazoa; Arthropoda; Insecta; Lepidoptera; Pieridae. Gene Ontology annotation, biological process: mitochondrial proton-transporting ATP synthase complex assembly. The coding region runs from base 111 to 947 and encodes 278 amino acids. Gene Ontology annotation, cellular component: mitochondrion.
GAAGUCUGAUUGCUCAGUAUUCAUUCAUAAUGUUUAUAUAAUAAUUUUUGAAUUGGUGUAAUUUGCCUAACAUUCAAAGUAACUAUUUCAAAAAACCUUCAAGCGCUGUAAUGGCAAUCUGUCUGAAGCGGUUGCCACAUUAUAUUCAUAAAAUCGCGAGUACAAAAAAUAUAAUGACGACGGCUAGCAAGUGUGAAAAGGCUAUGGAAAAUUUACAAAAUAACCCUUACUUUGAAAAGUAUGCUGAGCGCAUUGCAUCUUUGCAGAAAACUUCACCUGAAGAGUUUUUGAAGAGACUUGAAGAGCAAGAAAAAAGUCGAGAGCAAGAGAAAAAAAAGAAAUUUGCUUCAGUGGACACUAGACAGUAUUCCUCAGUUUUAAAUCCCAAAAAAGAUGGUAAUGAUAAAUUGGCAGUAGAAGAUAAAAAGCUGGAUGAAAUUUUCAAAAUCAAUCUUGUUCAAGAUAAAGAUGCCUCUGAAAUUAAACUAAUUUGGGAAGAGUAUCAUAAAAAUAAGGAAGUUAUAUCUGCUACAAUUCCUUCACCAUUGUAUCGGGAAAUCAAAGAGAGAAUGAUUGAAAACCCAACUUUCCUCUUUCCCUUGCCAAGAGAACAAGGUUACGAAUUUAUCAUGUGUCAGAGCUAUGGACACGCAGUUCAUUUCACUCCCCUCUUAGCAUUUCAGGUACAUAAAGAGAAUGCUCCAGAAUGCCUGACUAUGUUUCACUACAUAGAGCUGGAAGACAAGGGUAUUGUUUUGAUGCGGGGUGAAUAUGAUAAGAAUGUGCUAAAUGGUAAAGAAGCUCAGUGUCUAGCAAAUCAGUUCCAGAUGUACUAUAAUGGCAAAGAUGAGGAAAAGCUUCAACUGUUACACUCCUUUACUAAAUCUCCAGACUCGUUCAAGCAUAUGGACCUCAUCACUCAAUUAGAAAAUAUUACUUUGGUUUAAUCAUUAGCAUAGAUACUGCAUUGUUUUGUCUUUUAAAAAUUUAUAUAAUAUGUUAAUACCAUUUAUGGAGAAAGGAGUAAAAAAUUAUGAAUUUAGUUUUGUUCUCAUGAAUGGCACCUUUAAAAUAUAAAAACUGUUGAAACAACAUACCAUAUGAAAUACCA